This is a messenger RNA of Guillardia theta CCMP2712, 1217 nucleotides long. RefSeq lists its product as hypothetical. The transcript has a single exon. Gene Ontology annotation, biological process: regulation of DNA-templated transcription. Gene Ontology annotation, molecular function: DNA-binding transcription factor activity. The record is from RefSeq and is a predicted model, not a curated record. NCBI's taxonomy places the organism in Eukaryota, Cryptophyceae, Pyrenomonadales, Geminigeraceae. Bases 207 to 1163 code for a protein of 318 amino acids.
CCGCUUGUCUACCUUACACACCCAUAGAGCUUGCCUUCACGUCCUCGAAAUCCUCUGCUCUUUCCUCGCAUCCCUCUGUUACGAAGCAAACACUCCUCAGCGGCCUCUUUUCUACGAUCGAUCCAUUGGUCGUGACGCAGCAGCUGAUUGCAAAACACUGGACCUGAAGACAACAGAAGUACUGACACCACUACUCACACACAAGCAUGGCUGUGACUCGCCGAAACGAAAACAAGAUCAAAACUGAGCCCGCGGAUACUGCUGGUGCUACUAAAGCUUCCUCUGCUGUCAAGGUGAAGGACGAGAUUGCCAAUGACUUCGACACGGACCUCGUGAAAGUGUGUGGGACGGAGGACUGCGAUUCCCCGAUCUUCUCCACCUGCGGAUCUCCCGACGACAUUGAUGAGAGUGCUGGAAGCGAACUCGGGGACUAUGAGCUCUCGUACCUUCACUCACUGUACCACGGAGAUCUUCCUGACACAAUCCUUCCGGACGCGGUCGCACCCCCAUCCCUGGGCUCGACCUCCUGCCUUACGGGGCUUCCAUGCGCAAAGAAUGGUGGACUGAUGAAUGCGGUGAGCACUUUUGGAGAAGCUGAGAGCUUCGGCUAUGGCGGGAGGGGGCUCGUGCAGCCCGACACUCCUCCACGGGGUGGGCAUGAUUCAUGGGACUCCGACAGUUCCCCGCGCUGCUUGUCUCCCUGUGUUCCAUCUGGACCUGUUCCCAAGUCUUCCUUGAGCAAGGCAAGCAACAACAAUCGCAAGCGCAAGGCUGGUGUCGCUGAGAGUGCUCCGAGCAAGUGUGCUCGUGCUGCUUCAGUGGACAUCUCUGAGGACGGGAAUAUCUCCGACGCCGAGUCUGCAUCGAACAGAGGAACCUACGAUGGUUUGGAGAUCCGCCCUGAGGAUGACCCGCUGGGCCUUUUCAAGAAGGACCCUGCGACUCUUACUCCGGAGGAGCAGCGAAUCUUGAAGAAGCAGCGAAGGCUCUUGAAGAACCGAGAAAGCGCUCAGCUUUCUCGUCAUCGCAAGAAGAUGCAUCUGCAUUCUCUUGAGAAACAAGUUGACCAACUAAAGAAGGAGAAGGCGGCGUUGGCAAGCAGAGUACAAGAGCUUGUGGACGAAAACGACAGGCUUCGGAAACAAAUUUUACUAGCACUCUAAACUAACGGCCAUAUUUGCGUCCUGUAUCGAAAAAAUAUUAAAUGGUUUGAUCGC